Caenorhabditis briggsae is the source of this 69-nucleotide messenger RNA. NCBI's taxonomy places the organism in Eukaryota, Metazoa, Nematoda, Chromadorea, Rhabditida, Rhabditidae. The transcript has a single exon. Bases 1 to 69 code for a protein of 22 amino acids. The record is from RefSeq and is a predicted model, not a curated record.
AUGUUGAUUCUUGUAAAACACGGAGAGAGAGAAAAAGAACAAAUGGUUUGGCACCUUGUUCUCUGUUGA